AUGGAGGACGAACCACCCCAAGCAGUCCGCAACUGCCGUACCUGCAAGCGAGACCUGCCCGAAGUCGAAUUUCGAAGCGUCAAGGACCCUACGAAGUUUACAGGACAGUGUACCAGCUGCAGGGUACGCCAAAAGGAGCGGGUAGCCGAAUCCCGAGCAGCCAUUGCUGGCUUGCGGAAUAUCGCGUCGAGGCUAUCGCCACGCAAGGCUACGAAGAGGACCGAUUUGCUAGCUGACUUGACACCUCCGAGGCGGACUGCGCCAACGCCUUUGCCUGUGAACAGCCAACAGCCUCCUUCCACGCCUGCUUUAUUCCGUAGCCUGGCUCCUGCAGUCCAGGGACCGUUCACACCAGGCGAAGUCGAUAACCCUUCUUCAUUUACUCCGACGCUUAGCAUGCCAACAGUAGUUCUGGGCACACCGAUUCCUCCAAGCACUCUUUCUGCGGCUCCUGUUGUGCUAGGCACCCCUAUACCACAGGAAUCGCUUCCUAUCACUCCUUCAUUACCGCCACAGAAUCAGCGCCGCGGCCGCUAUACACGUCAACGCACUUUUAACCCACGGCCACGGCCACAGCCGCAAGAGCGACAGUUCAAUCAGAUAGUUGAUUCACCCUUUACCGGAGACCUCAACUUGCCUGCCCUUAGUGAGGAAGAUCAAGUCCUUGUGCGGGAGUUCUAUAGUGCCCUGAAUGACGAUAACAUGCUAAGCUGCCUUCGUUGCAAGGAGCGUUGGUUCGAUAUGAAGCGAAAUAAAUUGAACAUCUGCAGCCGCUGCAUUAGUCGAGACAGGAAGAGAGCCUCGGACGAGCCCUACUUCUUCAGUGCUGCUAAUAACCUUGACUUUGGGGAAGUCCCCAACAAUCUACCUGAUCUGACGAUAGUGGAAGAGAUGCUUAUUGCCAGGGUUCACGUACAUGUGAAGGUUCUACAGGUACGUGGCACCCAAUACAAAUACCGCGGUCACGUUGUCCACUUCCUUCGCAAUGUUGGUAAGCUAUUUCAAGAGCUCCCAGUCUUACCUGAAAACCUAGAUAUCGUACUUCUACGGCCCCCUACUAUGGACGGCGAGCCUCGCCCCCAGCAACAGUUUGCUCGCGAUUUCCGGGUACGCCGCUCAUGCCUGUUGAUUUGGCUACGAUACUUGCAGCGCCACCACCCGGGCUAUCGCGAAAUUGUUGUGCGCGAGGAUCUCCUGCAAAGGCUUCCUGUUGAUGGCAGCAUAAUUGAAUCCAUUGUCAGCCAAGUGGCUGACAUACCUGACAGCGAGGCGCCCCACGGCCCUGUUGCGGAGGCCGCAGAAGAGGAAGAGGAGCCAAGCGAUGCCGACGCAUCAGCUAUCCCGAAUUUGCAGGUUACCGAAACCGAGUUAAACGCCCUGCAGUCCCGACUCUUCAACGGUACACCUGAUUAUGAGGGUGUUACUGUUCUUGAGGAUAUGUCGCGCGGUGCGCAGGCUCAGCACCAGAUGUCAUUGCCUUCCAUUCGCAGGACCCCUAUCAACGAAUUCAACCAUUCCCAGCCGCUGUUAUCGCUCGCGUUCCCCACCCUGUAUCCUGAGGGCAAGGCGGACUUCACAGAGCCCCGCCUGCGGAGCAUCACGUACCAGGACUAUCUUGCCCAUGCGAUGAGAUGGCAAGAUGGACGUUUUGCCCGCCAUAAGACGUGGCCUUUCGUCGCCUUCAACACGCUGCUACGUGCACAGGUCCGGAAGAGAAGUAACUACUUCGUCAGGCAGCAAGAAGGCCGCCGUGGGGCCCUCACACGCGCUGAGCUAGAGGAGGCAAUGGCUAAGCCUGACGAGCCAGAGGCGCAGGCUAUGAUCCAGUCGAUCACACGCCAAGCCGCUGUAAUCAGGGGUACCCGGCCAUAUUGGUAUAAGCAAAGAAAGGAGUUAGAAGCAUAUGCCUAUAACCUAGGUAGGCCUGGCCUUUUCGUCACUGCAAGUGCAGCUGAUUACCACUGGGAGUCCCUAUACCGUCAUAUGCCUCGAUUCCAGGAGUGGCAAGCAGCUCCUGAGGCAGCCCGGAUGGCCCUGUCACGGCAACUGCUGCGAGACAACGCCCAUAUUGCCGCCUACCACUUCCAUAAACGCUAUACUCUGUUUAGAAGCAUUGUCGUGAAGCAGAAGUUUAACCUAAUAGACUUUUGGGGUCGGUACGAGUGGCAGGGCCGGGGGUCUAGCCACCACCACGGCCUAUAUUGGUUAAGUGGCCAUCCCGACCUAGAUCCAGACAACGACGAGUCUCGAACACGUUUCGCCCGCGUCUGGGGAUACCACGUAUCUGCUGUCAACCCAGAGCCUCAGCGAAUACAAGCCCCUGGAGAAGGGAAUCCGUUGACCCUGAAUCUUUUGCAGCAGCCCCUCACCGUUCAGCUCCUAUCGAUGGUAGUCAACCGUGUACAACGUCACCACUGUAACAACUACUGCAUGCAGCUCAAUAAGCGUACCAAGCAGGUGGAGUGCCGCUUUGGAUUUCCUCACGGUCAGCGCCUACUAGCCUCCCUUGACAAGCUUCCUCAUUCUAAGCACUGGUGCUUCAGGGGCGAGCGGAACGAUAGCCAGAUUAACCACUACAACCGCCUGUUGACCGUUGCGUGGCUGGCCAAUACAGAUAUCUCGCCCUGCACGAGCCUGCAGCAGGUAGUCGAUUAUGCUGCCAAAUACUGUUCCAAGUCGGAAAAGAAGAGUGAGUCUUUUGCCCAGAUUGGGAAGGCCCUGAUGCCACGAGUCAAGGACCAGAAUCCCCUGAUAUCCUUCACGUCAAAACUCCUGAAUCAGCUAGUUGCUGAGCGGGACUACUCGAAGCAGGAGGUGAGCCACUUGCUCCUGGGUUUGCCGUUGCAGGAAGGCUCACGGACCUGUCUAUAUGUCGACUGCCGUAGACCGGGCAGGCAUUCCCGCUCCCUACAAAUGGAUGGUGAUGAGGUUGACGAGGCCCCCAAUGUCUAUGAAAAAUACAAGCAGCGCCCAGAAUCCCUAGGGGACCUGGCUUACGUUUCCUUCCUCAAAUACUGGAACUUCCGUCCUAGGGACCCUUCCAAGUGGAAGCAAUGGCAGCCAGGAAACGUCAACGGCAGGCCGCGUGUAUUAGUGUACUUCCCUCGCUAUCAGGCUGAUCCAGAAGGGCAACAGUGGCCGGAUUACUGCCGUGUUAAGCUGACCUUGAAUCACCCCCAUCGCCACCUUGAUGAGCUCCUGACAUUUGAUGGCCAAACUUUUCGUUCUCACGUGCAGGCUUUCUCCUAUUGUUGGCAGCACCACAGUCAUAGUGAUGACCAUUACGGCCGACCAAAGGAGGUUCAAUUGCAGCCUCAAGAGGAUCAAUACGAGGCUUUGCCCGUGGAGGAAGAAUAUGAUGACGAAGACUGGAUGCGCCUCGCUGCGCUUUUGCCCGACAAUCCCCUUACCCAGGAAGGUCUUGACCUACUUGGCCGCCGCGAUAUCGAUGUUAAUUAUGACUGGACACGGCAUGUAGGCACUUAUCCGGAAUUGCGAGCCAGCUACUGGAAAGACCUCAUCGCUAGCCACCCCAUAGCCAACGAUGUGGAGGUCCUUGGCCCUCAGUGGCGUGAUCCGCUCAACCCACAACAACGGCUCGUGUACGACACCUGCGUGGGCCACUUCUUGGCCAAAACUCCAGCUCAAAUACUUCUCCACGUUGAUGGUGGUGGUGGCACAGGCAAGUCCUUCCUCAUCAAAGUGCUAUCCUCCCAUCUGCAGGCGACUGCCCUACCGGAUCCUAGCCCUAUUUGCCGCGCAGCUCCAACCGGCGUUGCGAGUAACCAGAUACAAGGCAGCACCAUUCAUUCGCUAUUACGUCUCCCAGUAGGUGGUGCUUUUACCGAUCUUUCACCAGCGGACGCAGCUGCUCUUCAGUCCCGCCUACGGCACGUCAAAUACCUCGUUAUCGACGAAAAGAGCAUGCUAGGGCUUGAGCAGCUAGCGAGGAUCGAUUCCCGCCUCCGGCAGGCCUUUCCACAGCGUAGCUCCGAGUUCUUUGGUAGCGUCAGCGUCUUGCUCGUGGGUGAUUUCUUCCAGUUACCGCCAGUCCGGCAAAAGCCGCUGUAUUCGACCAGCACCAACCUAUCUUUGUUGGAAAGGAAAGGACAGGCCGCCUACCAGUUGUUUGACCGCAGCGUCUUCCUGACCACGGUACAGCGCCAGGCUGGCGAUGAGCAGGCCCGGUUCCGUCAGGCGUUGCAGGAAUUGCGUGAAGUUAACUUAUCUAUUCCGUCCUGGAACCUUCUUAGCAGUCGGGUACAGGCCAAGCUAACACAGACCGAGGUCGACAGCUUUAGCGCAGCUUUGCGGGUGUACUCUACAAAGGCCCGGGUCAACGAAUAUAAUUACGAACAUAUGGUUCACCUCAACGCGCCAGCAAUACAAGUGGAGGCAAAGAAUCAGGGCAAAGGCGCAGCGCAAGCGCCAAGCGACAACGCUGGAAAUCUAUCCAACAAAUUUCCCGUUGCUAAAGGCGCAAGGCCAGCCGGCCUAGUGAACGGGGCCCAGGGCACUGUGUACGAUAUCGCCUGGAACGCAGGUGCCGACCCAUAUAAAGAUCCCCCAGCGGUUAUUAUGGUAGAUUUCGACAGCUACGACGGACCGUCGUAUCUAACAACUACCGAAGGCAGGAAAAUCUGCCCAAUACUCCCAGUCACCCGUGACUUCCUAGUGGGCAACGAGACCUGCUCUCGCACGCAGUUUCCCCUAAUUGUGGCGUUUGCUAUCACUGUUCACAAAUGCCAAAGCCUAACGAAGGAUAGAAUAGUUACUGACCUCUCUACGCGCGACUUUCAGGCCGGUAUUGGCUAUAUUGCUAUCUCACGGGUCACCUCGCUGCAAGGCUUGCUCCUUGAAGCGCCUUUCGACCGUCAGAGCCUCUAUAACCACACGCCCACGGAAGGGAUGAAGAUGCGCUACAUUGACCAACAACGCCGUCAGGCUCAACAGCUAACCAGCCCACCGUAUCCACCAGUCUACCUUGACUAG
Molecule: messenger RNA, 4992 nt
Organism: Metarhizium robertsii ARSEF 23
Lineage: Eukaryota; Fungi; Ascomycota; Sordariomycetes; Hypocreales; Clavicipitaceae
Product: ATP-dependent DNA helicase PIF1
Exons: 3
Coding region: 1-4992 (1663 amino acids)
Biological process (GO): DNA repair; telomere maintenance
Molecular function (GO): DNA helicase activity
Source: RefSeq, a predicted model, not a curated record